Lepisosteus oculatus (spotted gar) is the source of this 6897-nucleotide messenger RNA. RefSeq names its product centrosomal protein 170Ba (gene cep170ba). Gene Ontology annotation, molecular function: protein binding. NCBI's taxonomy places the organism in Eukaryota, Metazoa, Chordata, Actinopteri, Semionotiformes, Lepisosteidae. The record is from RefSeq and is a predicted model, not a curated record.
CUGGUGGAGGCGGUGCUGCUCUUUGCUCUGUGACAAUCGCGCAGACUGAGAAUGCCGUAACAGCGCAGUCAAACUGCUCGAGAGAGGGUGUGUGUGUCAUUCACCUGGGCUUGCUUUGCCUUCAUUCUUUCAUAAAAUAGGAUUGUGUUGCUUCGGAUUUCACGCUCCAGAGGCGAGGGGUGUUGCACUUCCAUUUUUAAUGGUGAUAUCGACAUUUGGCACUUGCUUUUCGGUGGGAAUCUGGGUCUGGAAAAUAGGAUGCUAAGAGGGUUUUAAACGAGGCCCCUGAAGAUGAGUGUGACGUCAUGGUUCCUGGUGAGCAGCUUGGGCAUCCGCCACCGCCUCCCACGAGAGAUGAUCUUCGUGGGCCGCGAAGACUGUGAGCUCAUGCUGCAGUCCCGCAGUGUUGAUAAGCAGCACGCUGUCAUCAACUACGACUUGGCCACAGAUGAACAUCUUGUGAAGGACCUGGGGAGUCUCAAUGGGACGUUCGUUAAUGAUUUAAGAAUUCCUGACCAGACCUACAUAACGCUCAAGCUUGGCGAUGUCAUACGAUUUGGAUACGAUCCCCAUGUCUAUGUAUUGGAAAGGAGUCAGCACAGGGUUCCUGAAGAGGCCCUCAAGCAUGAGAAGUACACGAGCCAGCUUCAGAUGAGCGUGAAGGGGCCUGAGGGCACGAAGACUGAGCACUCUGACGAGAAGGCAGGAGGUUUAGAUUCCUCCCGGUGUAAACUGGAGAAAGGAGAACGCAAAUGCCCGUCAGAGACCCCGAUGUCUCGUCCCACUCCCCUCUAUGGCCAGCCCUCAUGGUGGGGGGAGGAUGAUGCUGGGAACAAGGUGCAGCACACUGAGGGACGAAGAGUGGAUGAGCCUCAUUCAGAGAGCCCCAAGGACAGCACAAGGCAUGACCCAGAAAUAAAUGGCACCAUCUCUGACUUUAGAGAAUCGCAGGGUAAGUCCAUCUAUUCUUACCGGCGGGAGCCGAGCUAUUUCGAGAUCCCCACCAAGGAGUUCCAACAGCACACCAAGUCACCAGAGACUGAGGUCCACGAGAUUCCCACCAAGGACACGGACACUCUGGCAGUGCCUACCACCACCACCCCACCUGUCGUCCAGAGCCACGCCUCCUUCACCAUUGAGUUUGACGAGUGCACACCGGGCAAGAUGAAGAUCAAGGACCAUGUCACCAAGUUCUCCUACCGCCAGCGCAAGCUGCCUGGCAAGGAUCUGGCUUCCACCCCUACUGAGGUGAUGUCUGCUGAGAGCAAGGUGGCGGACUGGCUGGUCCACAGUGACCCCAGCAUGAUGAGAAGGAAGCCCCCCUCCGAGGAUGUUUACAGCACCAAGAGCGACCUGCCCGUCCAUGUCAAGAUUCUGAAAGGCCAUCAUCAUGAAGAUGGGACUCAGAGUGACUCUGAGGACCCCAUCCUGGCAGAGAAACCAGACAAACAGCAGCAUCACCAGCCAGCUGCCCCUUUGGCUCCCGAGGAGCCAGCCUGCUCUCCACUGGGGUCGCACUCUCCCCCUCGGAGCCAGGCCAAGCCAGAACCCGAGGAGGUGCUCAACCAGCAGGCUUUCGUUAUUGAGUUUUUUGAUGACAACCCCCGCAAGAAAAGAUCUCAGUCUUUCACUCACAACUCGGCGCACGCCGACUCUUACUCCGCCCUGAAAGCUAAGCUGGAGAAGCGUAAGGGGGCCCUGGCUGGGGAGAGAACUGCCAUGGUGGCGUCAGGUCACAUCCCACCAACGCAGCAGGUCACAGUGCCUCUGAAGACCCAUGGUGCACCUCAGCGGGCGAGUUCCCUGAAAAGGGAGAAGACCGAAGAUCGCCUCUGCACAGGAUCGUCUCUGUUCUCUUCCCGCACUUCUGUCACUGUCAAGCCCUUUGGAAGCAUGGGAAAGAAGUCCAAGCUGGCCCAGGAAUUUGCGGCAGAGUUCCUGAGAGAGUCAGUCCAUGGCGUCUCUCCAACCCGUGAAAAGACAUCUCCGCCUCCUGCUUCUGCUCCACCAGUUCUGGUUUCUCCUUCCCUCUCUCAUCCUCCUGCUCUCUCUUCUCCUCAGUCUUCACCUCCUCUUCAGUCUUCUACUCCUGUCCCAGCCCCACUGUUGCCCCUUGCUGUCUGUGGCAUGGAUCUGAAAUCCUCAAAAGCCUUGAGGAAUGAGGAAGAGGACAGCCUCAGUGAUGCUGGAACCUACACCAUUGAGACCGAAUCCCAAGACAAAGAGGUGGAAGAGGCCCGCAACAUGAUUGAUCAGGUGUUUGGUGUUCUCGAGUCCCCCGAGUACACCGGCGUUUCUACGGGCAUAUAUAGGCCCGUAAUUAAUGAUGACAGGGAAGAACAAACUAGCUGUCGGCAUAGCAAAAGUAGUUCUCUGGAUCAAAAGGCAACUCCAGUGCAGGGCUAUAAUCCAGCUGCCAUUAGUGGCCAACAUGCUGGAGGAGCUCAGAUGCGACCAGUUGGCCCUGUGGGUGUCGGGGGUCCCAAGUGGGUCUCUCGGUGGGCUAGUCUGGCAGACAGCUACAGUGAAUCUGGGUCCGCAGGGGGUCACGUAGACGCAAAGCAUCAAGGUGAAGUGGCUGAUGGAGAAGGGCAAAUCAUCCACCAGGCCGUGUCUGUCCGAAUUAUCGAAAACACUGAUUCUGAGAGCAGCCAAGGUUCGAGAACAAGAAGGCUCCUUCCACAAGUGCCACCAACAGACAAGCCAGAAAGCCCUACACCCAGCAUUCUCAUCAAGCAUGAGCCUAACACUGGCUAUGAGACACCUGAGAGGGGCUCCAGCACUCCCAGACAGCAGGAAACUGCCCAAAGGCUGUGUGUUCAGGAUGACCUGGACCCUGACAGUCUAAGUGAUGCCAGCAAGUCAGACGAUGGCUCUAUAGUGGAAAGGAGCAGGAAGCGCAGAACAGGGAGAACAAUUGAUGAAGCCAAGCAGAGUAAAUCUUGGGGUGAUAAAAGUGGCAGUCAGUGCAGAGUGGAAGAAAAGACCUCCGCUUCAACAAAAUCCACAUCCUUUUACAUUGGGACAGAAGAGACCCCUUCCAAACCAGACAUACCACAUAGUAUAGUCCUCACUCAUGCUGAGAGAGAUUAUGACAUCUCCUCCUCCAAGCCUUCUGCAACAACUGUUUUAAUAAAGCCUUUAAGGAGCCAAGACACCCCAAAGCCAGUCAAACCAAUUCCCUCAGCCCAUAAAAGUCAUUCCCAGGAGAAAGAAGCCCUGCCUCCAAUAGAGCCCCCUAUUUCAUUUGUCAGACAGGAAAGCUUCACCAAAGAUAGACCCAGUGAUGACAUCCAGAUCAACAAGCUUCCUCACAUCUCUAGCCACCCAGCUUUGAAGGAUCUAAGUGUAGGGGAUGCCUUCAGGACAGAAUGCAACCAGGACACUCAAUCUUUCCUCAAGGACACAGAAAAUGCUCUGGCAGCUCUAGAAGCCAAAUUCCAGGCGCAGGGUCAUGGCCAAAGUCAGAAACACGACAGAUCCAGUAAUUGCUUGGAAGACUCUUUGUCUGGAGAGUCUGACGUAGAUACAGCCAGUACUGUGAGCCUCGUUAGCAGCAAAAAUGCUCCCAGCACAGCACCAAAUAAAAGUUCUGUCAUAACUAGUCUUCAAAAGGAGAAAUCAUCGUCUACUCCUUCCAUCCAGGACCAGGGUAGACAGCCCACUGCACGUGAACGACUUUCUGAGAAGCGCAGGACCAAUGUAACAGAUAACCCUAACAAGAUGGAGUACACCAAGCGGUUCCAGCUGCGCCGCAGCACAGGGAAUAGGGGUUCUCUGGACUUCACAGAAGACCUUCAGAGCCAGAGUCUUCCCUAUUGGCCCGAUGCCGUUUCCUCAGACCAUGAGUCCAGCUCUCGGCCAACCGCACGGAAAAAGCUCACGACUCCACUGCAGAAGGAAGACUCCAGCAAAUCAUCCAAAGGACCCGUCUUCCAAGCACUCACUCGUUCGAACAGUCUGUCUGCUCCACGGCCAACCAGGGCCUCUAUGCUACGCCGGGCCCGCCUGGGAGAGGCCAGCGAUAACGAAAGUGCGGAGACAGACAGGGCAUCUCUCAACUCGGAUGUCAACGCGCCUGUAAAAUCUCAGGCAGACGCUAAAAAGCUGUCUCGUUUAGACAUUCUGGCCAUGCCUCGCAAGAGAACAGGUUCCUUUACCACUCCCAGUGACACAGAGUCUUCAACACCAAGGUCAGGCUUCUCGAACCGGAGCAUCGAGACCAGUAACUCUGUCCGCAAGGCAGCAGUUCCGGAGCCCAAGCCUGGUCCUAGAAAGACCACUGGGACAACAGGAAAACAGACCAUAACCAGGGCACGCUCUAGCAGUGCUAAAUACUCCAGUUCGUCCAGCUCCAGAAGACGGCAGAAGGGCUCAGAUUACACGUCCACCUCAGAGGAGGAGUACGACUCCAACCACGGCUCCUCUAAACAUAAACGCUCCCAUGCUUCAACAGCCACUCAGACCGGAAGAACUCAGCCCGCAGGGUCGGCCAGACAGAAGUACAGCUCUAGGGAGACCGAGGAGGAGGAAGACAACGAGGCUGAUCCCUACCAGCACUGGUCCACACACAGCGCCGAGAUAGCGAGGCUGAGUCAGGACCUGGCCAAAGACCUUGCAAUCCUGGCCAGAGAAAUUCAUGACGUGGCCGGAGACGCCGACUCCCAGAGCUCCUCGGGGACGGGGCCCAGCACCUCUCUCAGCUCCGUGCCCAACACCCCUGCCUCCACCAUCUCUGCCAGAGAAGAGAAAACAUUUCCAUCUCCCCGAGCAGUCCGUUCAUCCCAGUUGGUCCAACACAUCCCAGAGGCCAGUCUGAACUUCCAGAAAGUCCCUCCUGGUUCAGCUGGAGUUAAGAAGGAAGUUGAUCAGAAUAUGAAUGAUCAAGACAUCAACUCCAAGCGCCGAGCAUGGAAUAGAGAAGAGGUUAUUUUGGACAACCUGAUGUUAAACCCUGUUUCACAGCUCUCUCAGGCUAUCCGGGAAAAUACUGAGCAACUUGCUGAGAAAAUGAAGAUUUUAUUUCAGAACAAGAUGGAAAGCUGGGAGGAAAUUGAAGCAAAAAUUAACUCUGAAAAUGAAGUCCCGAUCCUGAAAACAUCUAACAAGGAGAUCAGCUCUAUUCUAAAGGAACUAAGAAGAGUUCAGAAACAACUGGAAGUUAUCAACACUAUCAUUGACCCCAGCGGUAAUCCAGAGCUUGGAAACAGACUUGGGGCCGCGUCAGCCGGAGCGAAAGGCAGAACUCUUUCCAGACCCCCAACACAGCUCCAAGGCGGCAUCCAGCAAGGGGGAGGUGGAAACGUCAACGAACGGGCCAAGAGGGGAGAGCGUGCCGACGAUGAUGGCUACGCAGGCUGAGCGUUUGUCCGACCCAGCUGGGCCGCACCUGUGAUGGAUGUAUACGUGGUGUCUGUGUGAUGAGCGAAUGACUGUGUGGAUCGAACUGUAACAGAAUACUGCUGUAUGAACUGCUGACACGUUGCACAACAACAACAAAGAACAAAAUUAGCUUGCUUUAAUGAAUGGAUUGUAAAAGAAUGUACAUUUGCCUUGUUUCUUGAUAGGCAAGUCUUAUCACUGUGGAGCAGCACAUAUUUAUUCCGCAUUAAGGCCAGGUUGCCAGGAAUGGGGAAGGAGGGAUGGGCAAAGUUGAGAAAAUAAAAAAUCCUGUCAGGAAGCAGGUAUUUUUUGUGCCAUACUUUUUUUGAUAAAAAAUGUCACAAGCAACAGCCCUUUUUUCAGGCAUAUAACAUAGCCUAAACUAUUGAGCUGCUGCACAUAUCGGACUUUUUGUACCGGCCAAAACGCUCUGCAAACUAACAGCUUUCGUCUCAUUCAUGGACACUAAAUUUUGUCACGUCUAAAAUGUUGGUGGCGAUUGUCUAAUUUGUGUAAUAAAUAGGUGUUCCCUUUUUGUUUGCCAGCAAGACCCUUUAGGGGCUGCUUGAUAAAAGACCGUCUGAAUGUUAGGGCUUUUUGCAGGUUCAGUUAAGCUUUUUUUGUCUUGUUUGAAAAAGGGUGUUGAACUGUUAAAUUCAAUGCUUCUAUGAGGAACAGGAAAACAAAUAUCAAGAACUGCAAUAAGUAAUGUUUAGUGCAUACUUAGAUUCUGGUUGUAGUUUCUGGCAGCAUUUCGCACAGUGAAAUCACAGUGGAAUCAUGAUGGAAGCAUUGAAAAGCUGAUGUUUGUUUUCUUACCCUUGAAACUUUCAUGUCACAGUUUUGUGGUGUUAUCUAGGUUGUAUACAUUUGUUUUCCACUGAGAUCUAGUGUUGCAGACACAAACCUUAUCGGAUCUCUUUCCAAUAUCUGCUGCUUCAGAAAUCACAAAUUUUCACUUGUUCCGCCAAGUAUUUUAAGUACCUGCAAGUAUUUCAAGAAAAAAAAUGGUUGUACCAGUUGCAGCUCACUGUAUAAAGGAGAAAAUGAUUUUCUAAUGUACCUAUAACUACAUUCUGGAAACUUAAAUGAAUUAAUUCAUUAGCAUUGAAAAGCAAACCAUUGUUAAAAUAAAAAAGAGUAUGUUUAUAUUGCUGCACCAAAAUGGUAUGAUCUGUCAUGGACUAUGUGUAUGCAGUGCUUUUACCAGGUUUGUAAAUUCAAAUAUGAGCUUCAUGCUAGUGUUAUGGUGUCUUCAGAAAAUCUGCCUUCCACUGUUUUUAAUGUUGAAUAUGGUGGAGUGUUUUCUUAAACAUUUGGAAGGACAUUAUUCUGUGUACAUCUUGAGUUCCUUCUUAGUGCUGUGGGUAUUAUAUUUCUGUUGUCUUUGGGCUUUCAUGUCUAUUAAUUUUGAACAUUGAACAAUCUUCAAAGAAUAUUAAACAUCUAGCUUCCUGAGCCUUUUUUUUCUAGAAGUAUGAAAGCUUUAAUAUACAAAAUAAAUGCAUAAAUUUA